AUGCAUCUGGUGUUGACUGCCUUCCUCCUCUCUCUCCUGAGUGCCUGGUGCAGAAGGGUUGCCGGGGAAGACGUUAAAGGCCCUGUCCAGGAGAGCGGGCCCAGGAGAGGCGUGCUGUCAGUGCAGUGCCGCUAUGAGCGUGGCUGGGAGCACUAUGUGAAGUACUGGUGCCGGGGAGCUGUCUGGAAGUCCUGCUCCUGUGUGGUCAAGACCGAGGGCGACGAGAGGGAGAAGAGGAAUGACCGGGUGUCCAUCCGAGAUGACCACAGACACCGCACCUUCACCAUCACCGUGGAGGACCUGCGGGAAGGCGAUGCUGGCAGUUACUGGUGCGCCGUGGAGAAGCGCUUCACCGACCUGGGGUUCCUGGUGCAGGUCACGGUGGGCCCGGAAAUAACAACGGUGCCCAUUGUGACCACCACGGUGACGGCGGAGCCAAACGUGUCGACACAGGGCGAGCCGAGUUGGGCAGGAGAGCGGUCGCGGAUGUCUGUGAUGGUCAUGACACCUGGUUUCUGGCCCUUCCUCUUCCUGCAGCCGCUGCUCCGGGGAGCCCUGUCCUUUGGCGCCUGGCUGAUGCGGCCGGAAGAGUGCGACCUGCUCUUCAGUGCCCACCGAGGCUUCCUGUCCAGGGAGCUCCUUGAAGACUCCGUCUACCUUCACUGUCUCUCCUCUGCUUCCGCUGUCAUCGGCUCUUUAACCGUGUCCAUCUGGCUGCCCUGA
Molecule: messenger RNA, 723 nt
Organism: Echinops telfairi (small Madagascar hedgehog)
Lineage: Eukaryota; Metazoa; Chordata; Mammalia; Afrosoricida; Tenrecidae
Product: CMRF35-like molecule 5
Exons: 5
Coding region: 1-723 (240 amino acids)
Cellular component (GO): plasma membrane
Molecular function (GO): transmembrane signaling receptor activity
Source: RefSeq, a predicted model, not a curated record